UCCUUUACCACGGUGUCAUAUAACUUGUCGCCGUCGCUGGUUGAGGCACGAGGAUCCCCUCGUCCCCUGCCAUGUCCCAGUACACAGGCACUCUAGAGACGCUUAUUAUAGCCGCCGACCGCUCCAGCCUCGAGCAAGAGGGCUCAUUGGCAAGUCUGGCAUGCGAUGCUCAUAGGCUUGCAGCCCUCUUAUGUUACGAGAUAUUGAUUACGCUGGAAGACGAACUGGCCAUAUUGUGGCGACAGCGAAUCAAUGCUACGUCGGCCGUCUUCUUCAUCGUUCGUCUGACAAUGGUCCUUCGAGUUGCAUAUGAUCUAUUGCCCGGGAUGCUUGUCCCAAUCACUCAAACAGUCAGUGUAAUAUUUUUGGGUGAAUUUCUUGUGCUUAUAGGCUCCACCAUCAGAGUUGUCUCAAUUUUUUAUUUAUGGGACUUCUUCUUGACGGCUGUCUUCUCUGCCCUGCGUACCUUCGCCAUCUCCAAUCGGAAUUUGGCACUCGCUACCACGGUAUUUUUACUUGGAGUCUCACCGGCUGCUAUCAAUAUAAGCACAGUUCAGCUUGACUCGAGCCGUAUACACAAUUCACAACCCGCUUCUCCGGUGCAUUUCAAUGAGUACAAUCCCUACGCAGCUAAAUUUUAUUUUGUCAAAGCUUAUCGCCUGGCUCAGCUGUACGUCAACACCAAAUCUGUCACAUACUCCUCAUAUGACCCUGGUGGUAUAGUGCUCCUUCUAAGCCGCAUCCCCGCAGUGAUAGCAGAUGCGCUGGUGCUGCUGGUGACCGCCCUCAGGACUCUUCGAGGGGUGGUGGAGGCACGCCGUUUCCAUGGCCCAGGUGCUAGCUCACUCGCUGGGCUCCUCGUUGGACGUGCUUCGCUUGCUGAGUACCUCGUUCAAGAUGGUAAAGCAUUCACUCGUGGAAGCUACUAGCAUUUCCAACUUUAACCUAUCUGAUACUACAGGUCUUCUAUAU
Messenger RNA from Phanerochaete carnosa HHB-10118-sp, 972 nucleotides. RefSeq lists its product as uncharacterized. The transcript has 7 exons. NCBI's taxonomy places the organism in Eukaryota, Fungi, Basidiomycota, Agaricomycetes, Polyporales, Phanerochaetaceae. The record is from RefSeq and is a predicted model, not a curated record. The coding region runs from base 72 to 929 and encodes 285 amino acids.